Molecule: messenger RNA, 1606 nt
Organism: Gymnodraco acuticeps
Lineage: Eukaryota; Metazoa; Chordata; Actinopteri; Perciformes; Bathydraconidae
Gene: ch25h
Product: cholesterol 25-hydroxylase
Exons: 2
Coding region: 100-861 (253 amino acids)
Biological process (GO): cholesterol metabolic process; sterol biosynthetic process
Molecular function (GO): C-4 methylsterol oxidase activity; steroid hydroxylase activity; iron ion binding
Source: RefSeq, a predicted model, not a curated record
CCUUAUAAGGAGUGUCCUGUGAUGUCAGAGGGGGCGGGGCCUGUGCUCUAUAUAAGCCCUGUAGUGCAGCCUCUCUGACAGAAUAACUCUCACUAAGUGAUGAAGAUGAUGAUGCUGCAGCCUCUCUGGGACCUCCUGCGGGGACACUCGUCCCUCCUGCUGUCACCCCUGUUCCCUGUGCUCUUCUCCCUGGGGGGCUACCUCACCUGCUGUCUGCCCUACCUGCUGCUGGACCUGCUGGCCCUCAGGUGGGCCUCGCUGCGCAGGUACAAGCUGCAGCCUCAGAGCUCCAUCAGCUGGGCCUCAGUGCGGAGCUGCCUGUCGCUGACACUCUACAACCACCUGGUGUUCCUGCUGCCAAUCACGCUGCUGCACGGGUACCUAAGCCCCGCCCACCUGCCGGCUCAGGCCCCACCCCUUCCCCGCCUCCUGGCCCAGGUGUUCGUCUGCCUGCUGCUGUUCGACUUCCAGAGCUUCACCUGGCACCUGCUGCACCACAGGGUGCCCUGGCUCUACCGCACCUUCCACAAGGUGCACCACAGCUCCAGCUCCACCUGGGCGCUCACCACGGAGGCGACGGGGGCGAUGGAGACCCUGAGCCUGGGCUUCUUCUCGGGAUGCACUCCGGUCCUCCUGGGCCUGCACCCCCUCAGCCAGCUGGGCUUCUUCCUGCUCAACAUCUGGCUCUCUGUGGAGGACCACUGCGGCUACGACCUGCCCUGGGCCACGCACCGCCUCUUUCCCCUCCACCUGUACGGGGGCGCGCCGCACCACGACCUGCACCACCUCAACUCCUCCUGCAACUACGCACCAUACUUCACCCACUGGGACCGCCUCAUCGGGACCCUGCAGACCCGCUGAGGACGGGACUGAGGACGGGAGGUCCAGAGACAAAAAGAGAUGGAGAAGGUCGGAGUAAAACGUGACGUAAAUCACGUGACAUUAAGCUAUGUUGUAAAAGACUGAAAGAGAUGGAGGUAACGUCGUGGAGAUGAAGAGACAAAGAUGGAAGUUGAUGGAGAAAAAUAAAUGGAGAUCAGUCUCAGAGAAAGAGACAUUAACAGAGACAGAAAGAGACGGAGACGAAGAGUUGGACAUUAAGCUAUGGAGACAGAAAGACUGAAAGAGCUUCAGAGACAAAGCACCCAGAGAAGUUUCUGAAGGUUUGGAUGCAUUUAGUUAAACAUCUUGUAUCACGAGACACGUGUUGGAAGCUCAGAUUUACAGGUUUCUGUGAACGCCUCGUCUUCUACAUUAACAGAAGAUUUAUAUUUAUUAUAUCUUUAUAUUUAUCGCUGCUCAUUUAAAAUGUAUUUAUUUAUUUAUGAACUUCUACCUCCAUGUUGUUGUUAGAUUAUUAUGAAGAGUUUUAAAGUGAGGAGUCUCUAAUGAAGGAAACCUCGAUGAGACGUAUUUAAAUGUUGAAAUGUUCACAUUGAACUCGUGCAACGGUGUUUAAGGAGCUUUCUGGUUCAGAGGCAUAUAUAUUUAAAGAAGGAGAUGAAGUGUUGAGCUGUCAGUCUGAAGCUGGGACUGCGGGGGGACUGAGGGGGGACAAGAGUUUGCACUGAAUUAAGACCAUGCAUGUGAAAAUAAACAUUAUGAU